AGAAGGGGUGAGCGGGGGCGGGCGAGCCAGCAGCGCGCCGGAUCCGCGGCGCUGCGCGAUGCUGCUGCCGGCGGCGCAGCCCUGAGCGCCCGGCUCGGCACGGCCCGGUGCGGACACCCAGCGCGGCGGCGGCGGGGGGCGGCGGCCGCGCCCCCGGCGCGGAGACAAAGCCGGGGCCGAGCGCUGGAGGCGAGCGGAGGGGUCGGCUGCGCUGCGCGCACAGGCGGGAGGCUGCGGCAGGAGCUGAGCUGACUUCACCGGUGUCCCCUCCCCACCCCACGGCGAGGCUGUAGCUGGAAAGCGCUGUCCUGUGCACAUGUGUCUUUCUCCUCCAGCCUGGGACCAUGGGGAGCAGCAAGAGCAAGCCCAAGGACGCCAGCCAGCGCCGGCGCAGCCUGGAGCCCACCGACAACACCCACCACGGGGGGUACCCGGCCUCGCAGACACCCAGCAAGGCGGCUGCUCCCGACACCCACCGCACCCCCAGCCGCUCCUUUGGGACCAUGGCUGCUGAGUCCAAGCUCUUUGGAGGCUUCAACACGUCCGACACAGUCACCUCGCCGCAGCGUGCCGGGGCGCUGGCUGGUGGCGUCACCACCUUCGUGGCCCUCUAUGACUACGAGUCUCGGACUGAAACAGACUUGUCCUUCAAGAAAGGAGAGCGCCUACAAAUCGUCAACAACACGAGAAAAGUGGAUGUCAGGGAAGGUGACUGGUGGCUGGCUCAUUCCCUCACUACAGGACAGACGGGCUACAUCCCCAGUAACUAUGUCGCGCCCUCAGACUCCAUCCAGGCUGAAGAGUGGUAUUUUGGGAAGAUCACUCGCCGGGAGUCUGAGCGGCUGCUGCUCAACCCCGAAAACCCUCGAGGGACCUUCCUGGUCCGGGAGAGUGAGACCACGAAAGGUGCCUACUGCCUCUCCGUCUCCGACUUCGACAACGCCAAAGGGCUCAAUGUGAAGCACUACAAGAUCCGCAAGCUGGACAACGGCGGCUUCUACAUCACCUCCCGCACCCAGUUCAACAGCCUGCAGCAGCUGGUGGCCUAUUACUCCAAACACGCCGAUGGCUUGUGCCACCGUCUCACCAAUGUCUGUCCCACGUCCAAGCCCCAGACCCAAGGCCUGGCCAAGGACGCCUGGGAGAUCCCCCGGGAAUCGCUGCGGCUGGAGGUCAAGCUGGGGCAGGGCUGCUUCGGAGAGGUGUGGAUGGGGACCUGGAAUGGCACCACGCGGGUGGCGAUCAAGACGCUGAAGCCUGGCACCAUGUCCCCGGAGGCCUUCCUGCAGGAGGCCCAGGUCAUGAAGAAGCUCCGGCAUGAGAAGCUGGUUCAGCUCUACGCUGUGGUUUCAGAGGAGCCCAUUUAUAUCGUUACUGAGUACAUGAGCAAGGGGAGCCUCCUGGAUUUCCUGAAGGGCGAGAUGGGCAAGUACCUGCGGCUGCCCCAGCUCGUGGAUAUGGCAGCUCAGAUCGCAUCUGGUAUGGCCUACGUGGAGAGGAUGAACUACGUCCACCGGGACCUCCGGGCCGCCAACAUCCUUGUGGGGGAGAACCUGGUGUGCAAAGUGGCUGACUUUGGCUUGGCACGCCUCAUCGAGGACAACGAGUACACGGCUCGGCAAGGUGCCAAGUUCCCCAUCAAGUGGACAGCCCCCGAAGCUGCUCUGUACGGCAGGUUUACUAUCAAGUCGGACGUCUGGUCCUUUGGCAUCCUCUUGACCGAGCUGACCACCAAGGGCAGAGUGCCAUACCCAGGGAUGGUGAACCGGGAGGUGCUGGACCAGGUGGAGCGGGGGUACCGCAUGCCCUGCCCCCCCGAGUGCCCCGAGUCUCUGCACGACCUCAUGUGCCAGUGCUGGCGGAAGGACCCGGAGGAGCGACCUACAUUCGAGUACCUGCAGGCUUUCCUGGAGGACUACUUCACCUCGACAGAGCCCCAGUACCAGCCCGGCGAGAACCUAUAGACCCGGAGCUCCUCCUGGCACCAGGGACGUUGCCAUCCUCGCCGCAGGGCGCCGAGGGCUGGCCUCCCCACCUGGGGGCCGGUUUUUGUGGAGCGGCCCCAGAGCAGGAUGGGGCAUCGCCUCCGGAUGCGGCCAGGGGAGGUGCUGAGUCCCCCUGCCGCUCAUUAAGACUUCUGGCCCAUGUUUAACCAAGUGGUGCCAUCCCGCUGGCGAGAGGAGCCUGCGGGUGCUGGCGGCUCAGGAGGGCGAGCAGAGCAUCUCCUGCUGAGAGACUUGGCUUUUGGGAGAACUUUUCCACCCCCCCGGCAGCUCUGGGGUGAGCCCAGAGGAACUGGGGGACAGCACCCUCUACCUGGGACAUGUGGCCCUGGCCUCCUGCACCCCCUUUCUAAAUCAGCACAAUUUUCCCUGCCCCUUCACCCUCCCUGCCAUUUCCCCCUUGGCUCUGGUUCUCCCGAAGACACUGGCAGAGACCUUUUGCCCCAGGGAAGGCGCAAGCCCUGGCUUGUUCAGAUGGGGAGAUGUGCCAGGGCAGUGAUGCCAGCGUGGGGUGGCAGCGGGACGCUGGUGGUCCCCUUUCCUGGAGCAUCCCUCCAGCCAUACCAUAGCAGGGCUCUGCGGCUGAGCCAUGCUAGCAGGCACCAGGGCAUGAAAUGUGGGUGUUCAUGGCUCCGGUGACCAUCACCAUCCCGUGGGAGCACCUGGGUGCACAUUCAAGUCUUCCAGCUGUGUCUGUCCCCCCAAGAGACCCAUCUCGUCUCUCCUGGGAGCAGCACGGGGGAUGCUGGCAGAGCCCUUGCCUUGCCCUGCCCAUGGCCAGCCCCACCGCCCCGGCUGCGCUUUGUGCCACCAAGCGCUCCUGGUCUUCCAGCCGGUCCCCUGGGAGGUGCCCCAGAGCCCCCCAGCAGGUGCACCACAACCCCCCAGCCACCCUCCCUGUUCCACUGCCAGCUCUCCCACCAGCAGAGUCCCCUGGGCUGGCCCUGUCACCAAAUCCAGUGCCACCGCAGGGUUUGGGUGCAUGGCACAGGUGGUUUUUCAAGGUGUGGGACUGUUUGGGGGGAAAUAUUCAUUUUUCACAGAUGCUUUUGUCCACCAGGUACAUUUUUAGCUGCAUUCCCCUCACCCCUUGUGUCUUGGCUGCUGGGCUAUGAUGCCCGCAGCAUCCCCAGCCACAGGCUGUCACUGUGCAGGAGAGUCCCGGGAUGUGCUGUGCCACCCGGGAGACAUCUGCAUCCUCAUCUCCCCGCUCGCUCCCAAGCCCUCAGCCAUGUUUUGGCAUUGAGUGUCUGUCUGUCCCCAUGGGGCUGAACCCCUGGACCCCUGCACUCUCCCACCCAGCACCUGCUUUGUACAUAGCCCCGGAGCAGCCCCCACCCUCCCAGACAUUGACUUAGUUGCAUGUGUUGUUUUUUCCCCUCCUGGGGCUGUAUGCAGCUGGAAACCAUUCACCACGGUGGCUCACGAGGUUUUGCUCCCUCACCUCUUGGGUUCCAGACACCCUCGCUCAGAAAGACCUGGGGGCUCUUUGGAUGCUCUCCUGGACCAGGGGGUGUGGUGGGGGCUGGAGGGUGGGGGUGCUGUGGGGCCAGGGUGCUGGUACACACCACCAGGAAGGACCCGGAGAAGGGGAGCCAAUGGCUUCGCCCACCUCUCGCUCCCCAGGCAGUGGGUUUUCUUUGCCUCCUCAUGGCUUGUGGGAUGGGGUUUCCCUCCAGCACAGCCUCCUUGCAGGCAGCAGACCCAAACCACCUCUUGCCAGCCCCCACCGUGGUGCUGGUGUCGCAUGAAAGGCAGGUGGGAGCCGAGUAUGGGCAGGGGGGCAGCCAAAACCACCUUCCCUCCCAAAAACCAACACCCCCCCGGCGCAGGGCCUGGGCAUGCUGCUGCCUCCCGCAGCUCCCCGACCACUUAUUUAUGAACCAAGUGCUCACUUGGUUGGUUGGUGACACCUUUUUAAUGAGUAAAACCUUCAAAAUCAGCUUGAAUGGGCUCUUUAGCAAAACAGAGAUCUUGUAUUUUCUGGCUUGGAGAACGGCAACUGGUUUGAUGGAUUUUUUUUUCUACAUCAUUUGGGGACUCGGAGCUUUUCCUCCCUCCUUCGUAGCAGAUUUGCUGUACCUGCAUUUCUGCGUUUGGGCAGGGACUCUCCAAACCUGGAUGUCCUGGGUCUUUCCAUGUCUGCAUCCCUGAGAUGGGUGGAUGCUGUGUCCCCAUCGGCACUGCCAGAGAAGUCCUGUCCCGGUCUGAGGGGUGGUCUGUGCCAUAGUUCUGCCUAAAUCCCCAUCCCCGGGAGAAACUUCUUAAAACUGUAAUGUGCGGAAGCCAGAUUUGAUCUGAAAGCUGGGGAGAGGGGGCAGGAGCACACGUUCAGGUUUGCCCUUUGGUUGUCUGCAGCACAUACAGGGUCUUGCACCAGUGCAGCGGGACAGGAACGGGCUUGACCUGGCGGUUCCAUUUUCUGGCUCUUUUUGGCAAGCGGCAGAGCAGGAACACACCCUUGGCGCAAGGAACACCCCCGACUGGCUUAAUUCCCUGUGGCUUUUGGCAAGCUCUGAUGAAGGAGACGUGCUGGGGACAUUUCAGGGCAGAGGACAGUGAAGUGAUCCCGGAGGAACCUCCCUGCACGGGGCUGGGGCUGUGUGUCUGCGUGUCCGUGUGUCCAUCCGUGUUUCUGUGCGGCGGUUUUUGUAGGAUCCAGCAUCUCCAGACUCGCCGCUGCAGCGGGAUCGAGAGCCUCUCCUCCAUCACCAUUGUUGUCUGCCAAUGUAUGUUUUUAAGCCAAUAAAGUCCAGAGGGGAGCCCCCACCUAAGGGUGCUCUUUGGCAUCCUAGGGUCAAUAUUGCCCUACAAGUUAUUCUCCUCUGCCAUUAUCAUUUUUUAAACAGUGUUUUGUACGAUCUCCAACCGACUAUGCAGAGAACAUGUGGAUCUGUGUCUCUCUUCGCAGCUCCCCUCUCCCCCACCUGCCUUUUUCAGUGUCUAAGUAAAAUAUUUAGCUUUUUUUUUUUUUUUCUUUUUUUUUGGAUAAUAAUAAAACUUCGGGGGGAAAAAAAUGUGAAAAGGUCCAGCUUUGUGGGUGGUGGGCGGUGGAGAUGCUUUGAAACUAUUGUUGAUGUAAAUACUUUGCUAUUUGAUAAUUAAAUACAAACAGACCUCACAGAAAAA
Messenger RNA from Columba livia (rock pigeon), 5132 nucleotides. It is a transcript of the gene SRC, whose product is annotated as SRC proto-oncogene, non-receptor tyrosine kinase. Gene Ontology annotation, cellular component: extrinsic component of cytoplasmic side of plasma membrane. The record is from RefSeq and is a predicted model, not a curated record. Gene Ontology annotation, biological process: bone resorption; cell differentiation; osteoclast development. Gene Ontology annotation, molecular function: non-membrane spanning protein tyrosine kinase activity; ATP binding; signaling receptor binding. The transcript has 14 exons. Bases 345 to 1964 code for a protein of 539 amino acids. Lineage: Eukaryota; Metazoa; Chordata; Aves; Columbiformes; Columbidae.